Molecule: messenger RNA, 846 nt
Organism: Cyphellophora europaea CBS 101466
Lineage: Eukaryota; Fungi; Ascomycota; Eurotiomycetes; Chaetothyriales; Cyphellophoraceae
Exons: 2
Coding region: 1-846 (281 amino acids)
Source: RefSeq, a predicted model, not a curated record
AUGGAAGGCUACGCCCGAAUAGCAGAACAGACAUCGUAUCACCCGUCUCUUGGCAUCUAUCGGCGCUUCGCCGCGCUCAACGCACAGAACAUCCUCUACUUGCAGGCCGAAAUCCACGAGCUCGAAGCUGAUCUACGUAGCUACGCUGCCGCCGACGCCGCACAACCAAAGCACACCGCGCGUGCCCACUACAGCAGAAAUUGGCACAAGCUCGCACGUGCUCAGGGGGAAGACCGCCAGCAAUGGCACACCAUCGAGACCCUCCGCGCGAAACUAAAAGAGUACAACGAACUCCUCACUCAGCAAGCCCUGAUUGCCCGCUACUACCGUAAACCACGGCACUAUGACCUCGACGUCUUACGCAGCUGCUUCAAGGAUGCCGCAAUGCCGGACUGGUACCUUUUGGGGCUGGACAGCACCAUUUGGGAUGAUCCAUCACUGGCCCACGACCUCAUCUCUCUGGACCCCAACGACCCGGACGCAGAUGACAAGUUGACGCAAUGGAUUUCGUCACACCUCGUGGAGCCCUUUCACCAAUUGAUAGGGCGGCACUUCAAGAAGGCACCGCCGGCGUUUGGCAACGAGGCCUUCGUCGAAUACUCCGACAAAGGAAUUGUGAAGUUCUCCAGUCUGUUGGCGACGGUCAUAUCCUCGGUAUUUCCAGUCCUAGGCGUCAUUAUCCUGUUCUUCGUACACGAUUUGUUGGCGCGAAUUGGCAUCAUUGCGGGACUCACUGCUGUAUUCUCUUUUUGUUUGGCAAUUGUGACGAAGGCGAGGAAGGUGGAGAUCUUUGCGGCAACGGCUGCAUUCUCGGCCGUGCUGGUGGUCUUCCUGGGUGCCGAUUGA